Molecule: messenger RNA, 1083 nt
Organism: Amaranthus tricolor (Joseph's coat)
Lineage: Eukaryota; Viridiplantae; Streptophyta; Magnoliopsida; Caryophyllales; Amaranthaceae
Product: ras-related protein RABG3c
Exons: 7
Coding region: 181-801 (206 amino acids)
Cellular component (GO): vacuolar membrane
Molecular function (GO): GTPase activity; GTP binding
Source: RefSeq, a predicted model, not a curated record
GCCUGCCACGAGGGAAAGGGUUUUUUUUUUUUUUUUUAAAAAAAAAAACCGUCUUCUUUUUUUCCUAGAAAGCCAAUCAAAUUCAAAAAUAGAUACUAAGAAUUGCCCAGAUUCAAAGCAAAUAACCCUUCAAUUACUUUUUGGAAAAUUCGAAAGUUUUCAUUGCAUUUUUCGGUAAUUAUGGCUUCUCGCCGACGAAUGCUUUUGAAGGUCAUCAUUCUAGGUGACAGCGGUGUGGGAAAAACAUCCUUGAUGAAUCAAUUUGUGAAUCAUAAGUUCACUAACCAGUAUAAAGCCACAAUUGGAGCUGAUUUUUUGACUAAAGAAGUUCAGAUCGAUGACAAGCUUUUCACUUUGCAGAUAUGGGAUACAGCUGGGCAGGAAAGAUUUCAAAGUCUUGGUGUGGCUUUCUAUCGUGGUGCAGACUGUUGUGUGCUUGUUUAUGAUGUCAAUGUCGCAAAAUCGUUUGAUAAUCUCAACCGAUGGCGGGAAGACUUUCUUCUACAGGCUAGUCCUCAUGACCCAGAAAACUUCCCCUUUGUUGUGUUGGGGAACAAAACAGAUGUAGAUGGUGGAAACAGCAGAGUGGUGUCUGCAAAGAAAGCAAAGGCUUGGUGUGCCUCCAAAGGAAACAUUCCCUACUUUGAAACAUCUGCAAAAGAUGGCACCAAUGUCGAAGCUGCUUUUUUGUGCAUUGCAAAGAAUGCCAUAAAAAAUGAGCCUGAAGAAGAAGUAUAUCUUCCCGACACCAUUGACAUGUCUGGUGGGCAGCAACAGAAGUCAUCAGGAUGUGAUUGCUAGCUUGGUUUCAGAAUCAAAAUAUUCAUUUAUCAGCAUCUAUUAAUUUUUGAAAAUUUCCAGAUUGUGUACAUUACUCAAAUAGAGUUGACAUUAUAGAUCAUGUUAUAAUCAAUAUUUUUCUAAAUUGUUGUGUUUUUAUGCUGUACAAGUCCUUCAAUGUUGUCAGUGAGUUUUAAAUGAUACCCUUCUUCUUUCUCUCAAGCCAUCAACUAUAUUGUAUACUCUGUACUUCAGUAUGAAUAUUGAAUGAGAUUGGAAUCUGGAGCAUAUAUCUUUUGAUCA